This is a messenger RNA of Penicillium daleae, 513 nucleotides long. RefSeq names its product Hsp20/alpha crystallin family protein. Gene Ontology annotation, biological process: response to salt stress; protein folding; protein complex oligomerization. The record is from RefSeq and is a predicted model, not a curated record. The coding region runs from base 1 to 513 and encodes 170 amino acids. The transcript has a single exon. Lineage: Eukaryota; Fungi; Ascomycota; Eurotiomycetes; Eurotiales; Aspergillaceae.
AUGUCUCUGUUCCGCACCAGCUUCCCCUCGGGCGACUUUGCCCCUCUGUUCCGUCUGCUAGACGACUACGAUGUCCACCGUGCCAGCCGGCAGACCACCGCCACCCGCUCCUUCCACCCUUCCUUCGACGUUCGCGAGAGCGAGGACUCCUACCACCUGGAUGGCGAGCUGCCUGGUAUUGCCCAGAAGGACAUCAACAUUGAAUUCACCGACCCCCACACCCUGGUCGUGAAGGGCCGCACCGAGCGCGAGUACCACACCUCCGAGCCCAAGGAGACCACCAGUGGUGGUGAUGACACCACCGUGGCCGAGACUACCGACAAGGCUCAGACCACCACGCCCAGCCACCGCUUCUGGGCCAGCGAGCGCUCGGUCGGCGAGUUCCAGCGCACCUUCACCUUCCCCGGCCGCGUCGACCAGGACAAUGUCAAGGCCAGCCUGAAGAACGGAAUCCUGUCGAUCGUGAUCCCCAAGUCUACUGUUUCGGCUACCAAGAAGAUCACCAUCGAGUAA